UUUUUAGGCAAACUUGUUGAUGUAAUAGGGUGAGCCAAGACUAUAAAAAUCGAAUUGAGUCGCAAAUAGUCUGGAGUCAUCACUGACCACUGUUCGUCGUCGUGCGUUUAUUCGUGAAUCGAUUGAUUUGCACGAACAAACCAAGAUGAAGUUGCUUCUAGUUUUUACCAUCCUCUUUGGACUAGGGUUAGCCGCUCCAAGUGGCAACCAAAAGAUAUCAGAAAGCUCCGGAUCCCUUAUUUUCAUCCCCAUUUCACCCAAUCAACUUAUUGAACUGUUCCAAUAUUUGAAUGCCGGUCCCUACUCCAAAGAGAAUACGGAAGACUAUUCCACCUUCAUAGACGUUGAGACCGACGAGGAUAUACUCAAACAGGAUGAGCCUGUCCAAGAAGGCCCAGAACUCUACUCAAACGGCUUGGUUCCAAUCCGGGAGAAAAGAAGUGCCGAGCCAGAACCCUUCUUCCUAUUGGCCAGACUUUUCGGUUUUCGUCCCACUCGUCGAUCUCGUCGAUUUAAGGGUCGGCGACAUUUUGGAUAAAGAGUUGACUUCGGACGAGUUGAGAAACUGAUAAAAAAAAUGUGAUUAUUUGAUGGCGACCAUUGAUUGGAUUUCUGGUCAGGAUUGUAAAUAUACCCUAUUUCUGACUCA
Molecule: messenger RNA, 649 nt
Organism: Tigriopus californicus
Lineage: Eukaryota; Metazoa; Arthropoda; Copepoda; Harpacticoida; Harpacticidae
Exons: 3
Coding region: 146-538 (130 amino acids)
Source: RefSeq, a predicted model, not a curated record